Messenger RNA from Magnolia sinica, 1846 nucleotides. RefSeq names its product YTH domain-containing protein ECT2. The record is from RefSeq and is a predicted model, not a curated record. Lineage: Eukaryota; Viridiplantae; Streptophyta; Magnoliopsida; Magnoliales; Magnoliaceae. Gene Ontology annotation, biological process: mRNA splicing, via spliceosome; regulation of mRNA splicing, via spliceosome. Gene Ontology annotation, cellular component: nucleoplasm. Gene Ontology annotation, molecular function: mRNA binding; N6-methyladenosine-containing RNA reader activity. The coding region runs from base 165 to 1409 and encodes 414 amino acids. The transcript is spliced from 7 exons.
CGUGCAACCGCCGCGGCAUCCUUCUCCACAAUUUCCCCUUUCACACGGUACAUGAACGCUUGAUUGCAGCAGAAAGUAGGGUUGUUUGAGCGACAGCAGAAGCCGCCCAACCUCCAAAAAAAUUCUCUUCCACUUUUGCCCCUCUCGCUCUCCCUCAGGGUUCAAUGAAGGAUUCCUCACCUGACAUUAACAAAGAAAAUGCAUCUAUGGUUGGUUCUUCCUUGACUGAAUCUAAACAAGACAGAGAGAACUGCGAUGAUCCAGGAAACUCGAGCUACAAAGAAAAUGAAGAGUCAUAUCCUAUUAGGGCAGAAGAACAAGAUCGACCAUUUGAUGGGAUAGGAAGUUUAAGUACUUCGAGAAAUGAAAAGCCAGAUACAACCAGAUACUUCGUCAUUAAAAGCUUAAGCCAUCAUAAUAUUCAACUAUCAAUUGAGAAAGGCAUUUGGGCGACACAAGUUAUGAAUGAACCAAUUUUGGAGGAAGCCUUUCAUAACUCCAGUAGAGUAAUUCUAAUAUUUAGUGUCAACAUGAGUGGCUUCUUCCAAGGGUAUGCUCAAAUGAUGUCUUCAGUUGGAUGGAGGCGAGAAAAUGUUUGGAGCGAAUCAAAUGGUGGGAGUAACCCUUGGGGCCGCACUUUCAACGUCAAAUGGCUUCGAUUAAACAACUUGCCCUUCCAAAAGACUCUUCAUCUCAAGAAUCCAUUAAAUGAUUACAAACCUGUCAAAAUUAGCAGAGACUGCCAGGAGUUAUCAGAAGAUGUUGGUGAAGCUCUCUGCAGGCUCAUUGACGGAAAUAUUGAUGUGGAUGGAAAGCUGAAGAGCUUCUCUGUAAGUUUAUGCAGGAAUAGUGAUUUUAGGGAUGAAUUCCUUCUAAAAAGACCUUGUAGAGAGAUUGCAGUUCCUUUGCAAGACGAAGAUUAUGCCUCUGUCUCUUCAUCAAAUAUGGCAUGGGCUAGAGCACCCAUUCUGUACCCUUCCUUGUUGUAUCAACAAUCCAUGCUAGCUGAUUCUCAUAAUGCUCAGAAAAUGCAUGGAAUGUCUUCUGGAGUGUCUCUUCCUGAUCAUUUACCCACCCACUUGGAGGUACCAAAUGUUUCACAGAUGAAGCAUUCUCGCGUUCGUGGGAAUUCGAUUAACAGACGAGAUAAGAGGGAUCCAGUUUUACAACUUAAUAAAAAGGAUCUAUCUGAUGAGAGAAGCCCCCUAGCUGAUUCCAUGUCCGAGGAAGAUAUUCUUGAUAUGCAUGAGGCAUGCAUACUUCAUCUUGGAGGCACAUCUCCAUCACAUCCACUCAGCACAAAUUUUAUUAGAAACAUCCUCAUCAAUCCUCCCAUCCUUUUGAAUAAUAGAGCGAAGGUAAUGAAAUACAUUGCAUUGGGGAAUCUCUUCACCAUCAAUUUUAACUAAAAUGUUUUGUCUAUGACUGCUUUCACUAAAAUUGCAUUCCAAAUACUCCUCUUGAUUCUGUUAGUUUUUUUAAUCUUCCUCCAAACCUCCAAUUUAGCAUUUUCCCCUCUCUAUUCUUGUUGAUCAACACCAUGUCAUCUGCAAACAACAUAAACUAAGGAGAGGUCCUGGGCACUAGCAGUUAAUCAUCUACAGCAAGUGCAAAAUGUUAAGGGCUUAGUGUUGCCCCUCAUGAAGAUUGACUACUAUUGGUAACUCAACAGUCCCACCACAAGCAGUUCUCACUCUUGUAACGUCAUGCAUGCCUUUAUUGAUGUCAAUGCAUCCAGUGUUUCCAUUGUCGACGAAAAAGCAAUAAUAUCGCCGAUAUUAUCGUUGUCGCUGGACCGGCAAUACCAAAACACCAAAAGAUUCAUUUCUCUUCCUAAUGUCGACGA